Molecule: messenger RNA, 3732 nt
Organism: Talaromyces stipitatus ATCC 10500
Lineage: Eukaryota; Fungi; Ascomycota; Eurotiomycetes; Eurotiales; Trichocomaceae
Product: RNA-dependent RNA polymerase, putative
Exons: 5
Coding region: 1-3624 (1207 amino acids)
Biological process (GO): siRNA processing
Cellular component (GO): nuclear RNA-directed RNA polymerase complex
Molecular function (GO): RNA-directed RNA polymerase activity
Source: RefSeq, a predicted model, not a curated record
AUGGAAGUAUUCUGUCGAAAUGUACCAGGCCAGCUCAAAAAGAGACACCUGGAACAAGAGCUGAGACCCAUCCUGGCUGAGCUCGACAUUGUCUCUUUCGAGUGUCGAGUACACUCCAACGGCCAUGCAACCAUCACCAUUGCAGAUGUCUUCAAGGCACGCAGAUUACUCGACCGAUAUCCUCGCGUAAGGAAAGAUCCACGCCAACAGCUUAAAAUACGCGGCACAAACAUCUUCAUCGAAGAAGGCAGGAACCAACCCGACCCGUUUCUGCUCCAGUCGCUUCAGGAAGAAGAUAAAGAACGUCGCAGUCGACCUCGUCGAUCAAAUUCUAUCAGCAACGAUGCCGACUCUCGAGGGCCCAGGAAGUUCUCCAUCUUUAACCUGUCUUGUGGUACUUUUGAUUUUCGAGGAACCAGUCCGGUUUUCAUUGAACAAUUUGAAAUCCACGCAGCAUCAGGGACGAUUCACUUUGGAUCAAAUAAGCUGACUAUCACAUUGCCCAACCCCGAAGAUGUCUCAAAGAACUUCAAGAUUGAGUCUGAAUACUGGUCCAUUUACGAUGCAAUCUAUGUGAGCGAUCAGGGGCAUCCGACAAUAACCUUUGGCUGUAACUAUGCCCCCCGUUUAUUCGAAGCUCCCAUCAACAACCAGAUGCAGACAACACUGGCUACCUUUAUGAGAGAUCGACGUGCUCCUCCUCCACGCGAAGAAAAGAAGACAAGGAUCGGCUUUCUCAAUCUAUCACACAAAUGCAUCGUCUCCUCUUGCUUCGUGUACCGUGUGACCCUAAUCAACCAGCAGGAUUUUUCCAGUAUCUUGCGUCUUUCACACAAUCCUAAUCUGCCUGAAUUGGUCAGAUGGCGUGAACUGCGAGUGGCUACUCAUCUUUCUUUUACCACUCAGCUGACCAAUUUCUUCUCUGCACUACGUCAGGGGGUCUUUCCGUUUGCUGUACAGUUUCAGCUUCGGAUGUUAGUGUCAAAUGGAGAACUUCCACCGGAGAAAGUGAUAAGUCUUUUCCCUUAUGUGAGAACACUUCUUGCGAGGAAGAGACCUCUGGUGGUAGCCAAGAUUCUUAAAGGCCUUCCGAGAAGACUUCAUCACCCGGACCCUCAUGCUGAUAGUGCCGAUGUGAGUUUGGAAGCUAUCAUUGAAACUCUCAAAGAGAUUGAGGAAAUGCAAGCACUCGAGUACGUGCAGCCUGGACAGCCGGGUUAUCUGCACCACAAUCAGAUGGAGAUACAUAGACUCAGUGUUACACCUACAGGUAUCUACCUUGAUGGUCCAAAUGUUGAAGCUGAGAACCGUGUCCUGCGAAAGUACCGACACCAGAGUGAUUACUUCAUACGAGUUAGAUUCAUUGAAGAAUCCGGGGAUCCCAUGAUGUAUGAUAUCAGUUCGAACCUAGACCGUAUCUUCAAGGACCGAUUUGGUGAGGUACUGAGAGACGGAGUCAUUAUCGCUGACCGCCACUAUCGGUUCCUGGGUUUCUCUCAUUCAUCCCUGAGGUCACGCAGUUGUUGGUUCAUGGCGGAGUUCCACGACUCCGAGGGGCAACUGAUCACCGUGAAUAGUCUUAUUUCGAAACUGGGCGAUUUUAGUCAUAUACGGUCUCCCGCGAAAUUUGCCGCACGACUUGGUCAGACAUUUUCUGAUACACUGACGUCUAUUUCGGUUGACAGGGACAUGGUCAAGAGGAUCGAUGAUGUGGAAAGGAAUGGGAGAGUGUUCAGUGAUGGAUGUGGCACGAUCUCGAAGGAAGUUUUGUGGAGGAUUUAUCGUGAUUAUCCACGCAAUGCUGCAGUUCGUCCUACGGUGUUUCAAGUGAGGAUUUCAGGAGCCAAAGGAAUGCUCUCCCUGGACCCCAGACUCAAAGGCCCGACGAUUUGUCUGCGAGAUUCAAUGAUCAAAUUCCGCGCAGAAGCAGACCACAACAUCGAGAUUUGUGGCUCCGGCAUCCACAGCUUGCCCUGUUACUUGAAUGCACCGCUAAUCAAGAUCCUCGAAGAUCUUGGUGUAGCCCGUGAUCUAUUCCUUGAGCUGCAAAGAGAGGAAGUACAAAAUCUCCGGCUGGCAAUACGUUCGCCCCGGCAGGCGGCUAGCUUCCUCGACCAGGCUCAUAUCACGAAGUCCACUCGUUUAUCCUGGUUGAUUACAGUGCUGCAAUCGAUGGGACUGAACUAUAAUCAAGACAAGUUUCUCAAGAGAGCUGUGGAGCUCGUGAUUCUCAUGAAACUGAGAGAUUUGAAAUACAGAGCCAGAAUUCUCGUCCCUGAGGCUGUUACACUGUACGGUAUCAUGGACGAGACUGGUUAUUUGCAAGAAGGUGAAAUAUUUGUCCCGAUUCUGAAUGAAGUGACGAAACGACGAAACAUCCUCGUUCAAAACAAGGUACUCAUCACGAGAUCUCCCGCCUUCCAUCCCGGUGACGUCCAAAUGGUCAAUGCCGUCAAUGUCCCAGAAGCCUCUCCACUACGCAAAUUGCACAAUUGCGUCGUGUUUAGUCAGAAAGGUGAAAGAGAUCUUCCCAGCCAACUCAGUGGUGGUGAUUUGGAUGGUGAUAUUUUCAAUAUCAUCUACGAUCCACGAUUCCGUCUUCAACGGCUGGCUAGACCGGCUGAUUACCCCCGCGCUCCCGGCACGGUCUUGGAUAGACCGGUGCAAAUGGAGGAUAUUCAGAAAUUUUUCAUUGAAUUCAUGCAGCAGGAUCAAUUGGGUCGUAUAGCGACUACGCACAAGAUUCUUGCGGAUCAGCAAGCAGCUGGGACCUUCGAUCCGAAUUGCUUGACGCUUGCGCAUUUGCAUUCGACGGCUGUGGAUUUUUCCAAGACCGGGACUCCAGUCGACAUCAAACAAAUCCCCAAAUACCCUCCCUACCGACCCGAUUUCAUGGCCCCAGGGCCUCGCGUCCGAGUAGCCGAAAGUAUCGAAGUCCUCGACGACGGCAGAGAACACAUCUGGGACGACGGCGGAAGUAUCAUUGAUGACGACGACGACGUCCGCCCACCACUCCGUUACUACAAAAGUCAGCGUGUAUUAGGUGCCCUGUAUCGAACAAUAAAUGAGCGAGACUUCAUACGCGAACUGGAAUGGGAUUCACCAAAUCACCAACAACAGAAGCAGUCCUCAAAAUCGGUGAAUGUCUUAGCUGCUGUGUGGGAGUAUGUUAAGUGUGAGACGGCUGGGUUUUUGUGGGACCAUUGUGUGAAGGAUGCUUAUUAUAUCCGAGAUGUCUAUGAAGACAGUAUCCAAGACCUCAUGUACCAAUACUCCGACGCACCAUGGAAAACUUGCCUGACCGAAGUAGAAGUCUUCAUUGGCAAUAUCAUGGGUCAAAAUCACAAACAAACCGCAUAUCAGAAAGAGUCUUCCAGGGCAAUGCGCGAUGCAUACGAUGACCUCGUCAAAUGGACCAUAUCCUUGAUUACAGGCCGUGGAACUGAGAAUGAAGGCGAAUCUCUCGAGCGUUCCGUGGCAUGUUUCUGGGUCGCUCUGGAGGAUACGCGGCAAAAGAAGUCUUCGGUACUGCCAGGGCAGAAGAAACUGGAUAGUUAUGCGUGGGUUGCGGCGGUGACUUGUUUGCAUGAGAUUGAUAAGUUGCAGAGGAGUAUGCCUUUUUGAGAGAGGAUACAUAGGGGUAGACCAGGUGCUUUGCAAUACUGUGCGCGGAGGUGGAUGACUGUAUGAUUAUUUUAUUAUUAGUGGGCAAAGGCGUACCUAAAUAGGAGG